AAAUGGCAAUAUGAUUGCCUGGCGAAAUUUGCUUUUUUUCAGAUUGGUUGAAUUGUUAAAAAUGUAUUUUGUGUUGUAAAUCUGUGGAGUAUUUUAGAUUAACUUAUCUUUUGUUUGGUUUCAUCGUGUUACUUUUAUUGUUCUAUAAUCAGACAAGGCAUGUUGUUCCGGAGUCAUAGGUUAAGAUUUGCGAUAAUUUAGUGUGUUAUUUGUUUAGGUUUAUACCAAUUGUAUCUGAUAUGCUAUUUAAUAAAAUGACAGAUAAGAGACUUACUAAUAGUUUUAAGAGUUACGUGGGAUUUGAUGAUGAGCCUUUCAACACAAGUAAUGAAGAAUCAUUUUCCGAACUCAAUACACGCUGUCUGCCAGGUGAAAUGGCAAUCGCAGAAGCAGAACAUGUUCUUAUGUUCUCUCCAGUCAGCGAGCACAAGCAAGGGAAGUCCGGAUCGCUCAUCGUAACCAACUUCAAACUGUCUUUUGUCACAACAGAGGAGUACACCAAGCAUGAGAUGUUUUGUCAAGAAAACCUGUUGCUGGGUGAACACGAUGUCUGCCUGUCGAAUGUGGACGCCUUGUACCUCAUGGGAGACAAGAAGAGGCGGCUGCUGCCUGGCAAGAACAUGUCUGAGAAAGUCAAGGGUCUGAUAGUUGUUUGUAAAAACAUGAAAGUGAUGACAUUCAGUUUCAAGUUCUCACCUGUCGGCCAUGGCAGGAACCUCACCAACGCUCUACUGCAUCAUGCAUUCCCCAAGAGACAUCAGUUGCUCUUUGCUUAUGACUUCAGAGAGCCGUACUACAGAUGUCCCAUGGAUGUGUGCAUGUACCAGGACCCUGGGGAGUGGGGUCGAGAGUUGGCCCGGACAGGGGCGGUGGGGUGGCGGCUUACCGCUGUGAACAAGGAGUUCAAAAUGUCGUCCAGCCUGCCUGAGUGGUUGGUGGUUCCGUCAUCCGCAACUGAUCCGCAGCUGCUGGAGGCAGCAAGACACUUCCGCGGUGGUCGUCCGCCACUGUGGUGUUGGAGCUCACCACGAGGUGCUGCGCUGGUCCGCAUGUCCGACAUCCAGCCUUUCAUCGCAGACAGGCGGAGUAUUGUCGUCAGUGGCGGCUCAGAAAUCUUAAGCAGCUUCAGGCCGGAUACUGCCUCCUGGACAUUACCAAGAGUGAAGGAGAACACGAUGUUGGAGACUGUGCGCAAGAGUCAUCCUCGACUGGCCCAGCCCAAGGUGAUGGAACUGAACAAGGAUGUCCCGACACCGCGGGAAGUGCAAGUCAGCUUCGUUAAACUACGGGAACUCUGUGCUCCUGAGAAUGUGAGACAGUUCUGGAUCCAGGACAGCCACUUCCUUUCACUUCUGGAGGUGUCUCGGUGGUUACACAAUGUGUCUGUGUGUCUGGCCAAGGCGAAGGAAGCGUCCAUGGGUCUGCACAACGAGUUCACUGUCGUCCUACAGGAAGGUGACGGGUAUGACAUGUGCUGUGUGGUGGCCAGCCUGUCGCAGAUGCUCAUUGACCCUUACUUCCGAUCUAUCGUCGGCUUCCAGUCGCUGGUCCAGAAGGAAUGGGUGGCAUUGGGACACCCGUUCUGCACCCGGCUCGGCCAUGUCUACAACAUUGAGACUCAAGAGGCCCCAGUGUUUCUACUGUUCCUGGAUUGUGUGUGGCAGCUGCUUCAGCAAUUCCCUGCUGACUUCCAGAUGACUGAGACGUACCUGACGACUCUGUGGGACUCAGCCCACGUUUCCAUCUUUGAGACGUUCCUCUUCGAUUGUGAACGCGACCGAAAACUCGCCAAAUCAGAGCCAAAUAACCCGCUGACGAUGAGGUCGGCGUGGGACUGGGGAGAGCAGUUUUCAGAUCGUGACGUUUCACUUUUCUACAAUCCCCUGUACUGCCCCCCUGCCACGUCCACAACCCCACAGCUGCUGCCCCCUCCACUCCCCGUGGAGACUGGCAUCUCUGCACUGCAAGUGUGGAGCCAGUGCUACUUCCGGUUCAUUCCCAGCAUGGAGAUCAUCGGUGGUGGAAAACCACAGGUGGACUUGAGCUGUCGUCUGCUGGUGUCGCAGAUAGACCAGUUGGAGCGAGAGAUGCAGUACUCUCCCCCGCCGCAGGCAGGUCCGCCCCCACUCGCUCAACAGCCUGCUGUAGCUCGAGUGGGCUCAUUUUUUCCCUUUUCCCGCCGUGCAGACUCGGGUCCCGUUGCCGCUGCUCUUCUCGUCAGUUCUCUCUCUCUUAACACCAGUUUUCAGUCAGCUGAGGGCAUGUUGGAUUCUCAGUCCAUUCUGAACGCCCCUGAUUAGUUAAUCUGUCUGAUUAACCAACAGCUACAAUACCCCUCAUGCAUGUGGUAACAUGUACAUUUUCCACAGCCUGUUGUUGUUUCUAAAUUCUACAAAACAAACGAAUAGAAUGUUAAACCAUUUCCAUCAGCAAGAAAAGUUCUUCAUACCUGUUUACUUUUUAAUUCUUCAAAUUAUAGUAAAAUAUUGGCAACUAAUGAGUCAGCUGUUAAAUUAUCUCCUAGUACUGACUGGUAAUAGUUAACUAAUUAUAUGGCUGUUUACGGAUAUAAUCAAUUUUAACUGUUUAUUAAGACAUAAUUAAGUAGUCAGGCUGCUUGUGAGAAAAUACCUAACAAUAAGUGAAAUUUAAGUUAUCUUUUUUAUAUUAUCUGUUUAUUUUUUUGUAUAUUUAUAUUAAAUCUCUUUUGUUAUAAAAUGUUAUUUAUACAUUGUGUAAUGUUUUGUUUUCGUUAUAAGAUACAAGGUGCUGAACACUUUUAGUGUAAUAUUUCUUUUACAUAAAAAUUUUAGAAAAUCACGUAAACAAGUUAGUGUUCAAAAUAUUUGUGUUCAAAACAUUUGUGUUGUCCUGUUCCAAAAUAUUAAUAAAUAUCAUCUCAUUGUUAGGAGGAAAUAAUAAAGCUAACCAAGAUACAGUACAAAACUUAGUGUAAGGUCUCAAUAACUUAUAAUCUAUAUGAAAGGAAAUCUUAGUGAGUUGUUUGUAAUAAAAAGUUACUGUCACUUGAAUUGUUUUCCCGGUGAAUUAGCAAGUUAACGUUUGGUAAUAUUUUAGAAGUAUUUCCUGAAACCAUGUUUACAUUACUUCAGGCACACAUUAUAUCUGUAAAACUACCGGCUAUUUGUCAAUUAAAUGUGUGCUAUUAAAAAAAAAUUACAAAAAAAGUUAUUAGCUAUGUUUAUUAUAAGAGAUUAAAAUGUGUGAGUGGGGUUGGAUGUAUAAAUCCAUGACAUAAAUAAUAUAAUGUUUUUACACUAUGAAUUAUAUCAGUAUUAUGUUCCUUGACAUAUAUAGAUUGAAAUAUGUUUAUAAUGUAUUUUAAAUUAUACAAUUUUAUAUGUAAUCGUUAUGCAUUAGUUUAUUUAUUGAAAUAUCUUAAACUUCAUUGAUUAUUCAAUUUUAUAUGUUUCAAUUGAAAACAAAAAACUACAUUUAAUUACAUGUAUCUUUAUUAAUAUGCAAUCAGAGCAAGAUAUAGUUAUUAAUAGAUUGUUAAGGUACCGAAUUUAUCUAUUUUAAUCCAUUAUAUUGCACAUAAUUUAGUUUGAUAUGAAUAAUUUUAAAUGCACAAAAUAUAAUUUGCCACAUUGCUGGUAAGAUAUGGGUAAGAAAAUACGAUGAGAAUAAUAUGGAACUCUUAUAUUAAUAUUGUUGUGAUACAAUUAGAGAGUUAUUAUUUUUGUAAGUAGCUCCACUAAUAAUUGUAUAGAUAUAUCAACUAAUUUUAUAGUUGUUUUGUACAUAUAAAUUAUUUAUUUAAAUUAUGAUGUUCAAUAAAUCAUUAUUUUCAAA
Homalodisca vitripennis (glassy-winged sharpshooter) is the source of this 3816-nucleotide messenger RNA. RefSeq names its product myotubularin-related protein 10-A. The transcript has 14 exons. The record is from RefSeq and is a predicted model, not a curated record. NCBI's taxonomy places the organism in Eukaryota, Metazoa, Arthropoda, Insecta, Hemiptera, Cicadellidae. Bases 240 to 2300 code for a protein of 686 amino acids.